AGACCGAAGAGUUCCGAAUGUUGCCGAAGGUUGACAGCGCGGCUCACCAGCACCGUACAAAGCUUGGGCAAAACGGAUGUGUUUUUUUCAUUCUCUUGCAAGUUUCCAAACGUGGUGAGAGUCGCGCAUCCAUUUGCUUUGCUGAAGAAAAUCCGGAAAAAGCCAACUAACCGCACACAAAUAUGACCGACGAAUACUUUUACGGAGCAACUCUCAAGGAGGGCAGCAAAACAGUGACCUGGGACCCGGACAACAAGCCGGAGGGUUACCCGCGGACGAACAAGCUGGUCAUCAAACAGUGCCUCCUGGGCCAUGAGGCAGCCGCGGACGAGUUCAACGUGGUGCAGGUGGAGACGAUGACCAUAAGGGACACGCUCCGCAUACCGAUCGCCGUGCUGAAGGUGGGCGAACUGCGACAGUGCCGCAUGGAUUUGGAGUUCUCCGACGCGCCCGUCACGUUCACGUUGGUCGAGGGCAAGGGACCGGUGCACAUCCACGGGCUGCAUCUGCUCGGUUCGCUGGUGGAGGAGUUCGAGGAUAUGGAGGAGAUGGAGGAGGAAGUGCUUGACGAGGAGGAGGCCGACGAGGACGAGGAUGAGGACGGUGCGUCACAGAAGAAGAAGCCAAAACUGACCAACAACUCCAAGGGCAAGCCGGGCGCAGCGGCCGGCGGUCCCGCCGGUAAUGACAAAAACCGAAAGAGGAAAUAAACGGGACACGUUCCGUGCACCGGCCAUCAGCCUCUGUGAUUGCUGUUGCAGAAGCAGAAGCAAAGUCGGCCGCCACAACGUGUCAUCAUUCCUCACCACAAAUUAAAUAUAUGUAUUACAAAAAAAAAAACACAAACACACACUGACAACAAAACUAAAAUCCAAACCACCAUCACCAACUAAAAAGCCACGUCUAUCUGCAAGUCAGCGCCAAAACAGCAACAUCAAAAGAGGAGGAGCGAAAGGUGAACGAGCAGGGAAUUAUUACGCGUAAUUCCCGCCGUAGUUCAUGAGCUACAUGAAUCCUCUUACCUCGCGCGCACCUGGUAUCACCGUUCCCUGUUGGUUUCGUCGGAUUUGAAGACGAAAGUGCGUGCAAAUUCCCUUCUAAACUAAACAAUCUUAUAAUAAUUACACGGACAAAGCAGAGAGGAUCCGCGCAAACCAUUAGUUGCUGCAGAAGAGAUACGCCCGGCGCCCGAUCCUACCGUGGCGUCUACCAAUUGACAUAAUACCAAUAAUAUCAAGAAUUUAAGCCCCGGGGGACUUCUGUUGGGG
This is a messenger RNA of Anopheles gambiae (African malaria mosquito), 1268 nucleotides long. RefSeq names its product nucleoplasmin-like protein. The transcript is spliced from 2 exons. Gene Ontology annotation, molecular function: histone binding; RNA binding; chromatin binding. The coding region runs from base 183 to 710 and encodes 175 amino acids. Lineage: Eukaryota; Metazoa; Arthropoda; Insecta; Diptera; Culicidae. Gene Ontology annotation, cellular component: nucleolus; nucleoplasm; cytoplasm. The record is from RefSeq and is a predicted model, not a curated record. Gene Ontology annotation, biological process: chromatin remodeling.